Molecule: messenger RNA, 813 nt
Organism: Cimex lectularius (bed bug)
Lineage: Eukaryota; Metazoa; Arthropoda; Insecta; Hemiptera; Cimicidae
Product: protein tumorous imaginal discs, mitochondrial-like
Exons: 5
Coding region: 1-813 (270 amino acids)
Biological process (GO): negative regulation of apoptotic process; mitochondrion organization
Cellular component (GO): mitochondrion
Molecular function (GO): heat shock protein binding
Source: RefSeq, a predicted model, not a curated record
AUGGUGAAGGGCUUUAGGAGGAUUAUUCGGAACAGGGUGAUUGCUGAUUCUACUGUUCGUUCCUUUCACACAAGUACACCAAAACAAGCUGCAAAGAAAGACUAUUAUGAAAUCCUUGGACUCACCAGAAACUGUUCAGCAAAAGACAUUAAAAAAGCUUAUUACCAGUUGGCAAAGAAAUAUCAUCCUGACACCAAUAAAGAAGAUCCCAAUGCUGCUAAAAAGUUUCAAGAGGUUUCAGAGGCUUAUGAGGUUCUAAGUGAUGAUGAAAAACGGCAACAAUAUGAUCAGUGGGGAUCAUCUGCAGAACAGAUGUGGUCAGGAAGCGGACGUGGAAGCAAUAUGGGUAACGAAGGAUUCAGAUGGCAGUACAGUUCAUCUAUCGACCCUCAUGAGCUUUUUAAGAAGAUCUUUGGUGGUUCAGGUAUUCCUAACAACUUUGAUGAUUUUGCGGAGUCCCGUUUUGGGCAUAGCGCAGCUGAGGAAAUUAUAAUGAAGCUGUCGUUUUCUCAAGCUGUCAGAGGUGUCAAUAAAGAUGUGUAUGUAAAUGUAGUGGAAAUAUGUCCAAAAUGCAAUGGCAGCAGAUCAGAGCCUGGGACAAAACCUAUUAAAUGUUCAUACUGCAAUGGUACCGGUUUUGAAACAGUAUCGACAGGUCCUUUUGUCAUGAGGACAACUUGUAGAUACUGCCAGGGGACAAAAAUGUUAAUUAAAUUUCCUUGUGUUGAGUGUGAAGCAAAAGGAAGUGUGGUACAAAGAAAAAAAGUUACCGUUCCAGUCCCAGCAGGUAUUGUGAUGAUGUACCUUUCAUAA